CGUGUUACGCACGUGCUCUCUUCACUAGCAGGUAGAGCGGCUAUAUCUCGCCGGCGAGGGAUCACUGUUUCUCUUCUCACGAUCUCCGCCGUCGUCUUCAUCGCCGCCGCCGCCUUCACCACCACCGAGAUCGUGAUUCCUUUCGUCCUUUCGUGUAAUAGAUUAGGAAAGAUUGGAAUUGAAGGAGAUGCCUUCGCUUCAGACCGCGCUGCCCCCUGAACUCGCUGAUAAUGUCAUUAGGUUAUAUAGGGAGUGUUUGCGAAGAGCUAAAUUUAUAGGGCAUCAGCAACACAACACUGCACUUGUUGUCGACAUGGUGAGACAGCAAUUCAAGAAACAUAUGCAUGAAACUGAUCCUGAAAAGAUUCAGAAAUUGAAAGAUGAUGCUGCAAGGGGUCUUAUAAAUCAUAUUCUCUAUGAGUCAGAGAAGAUGACCGGUCGCAAAUUUUCCAAUCCCCAUUGAUUAUGAAAUUGUAUCAAGCUACUACUUUGGAAUGUGAAUUGGAUGUCACCUAUCCUCUUUCCAGAAUCACCUUUUGUUGUGGUGGUUUGGUUCUGGUAAACCAUUUGGUUGCAAUGUUAUUUUUAGCUCCAAUGUUCUGUUUGUGCACA
This is a messenger RNA of Dioscorea cayenensis subsp. rotundata (Guinea yam), 612 nucleotides long. RefSeq lists its product as uncharacterized. Lineage: Eukaryota; Viridiplantae; Streptophyta; Magnoliopsida; Dioscoreales; Dioscoreaceae. Bases 188 to 463 code for a protein of 91 amino acids. The transcript has 5 exons. The record is from RefSeq and is a predicted model, not a curated record.